Fukomys damarensis (Damara mole-rat) is the source of this 696-nucleotide messenger RNA. RefSeq names its product claudin domain containing 2 (gene Cldnd2). The coding region runs from base 1 to 696 and encodes 231 amino acids. The record is from RefSeq and is a predicted model, not a curated record. Gene Ontology annotation, cellular component: plasma membrane. The transcript is spliced from 5 exons. Lineage: Eukaryota; Metazoa; Chordata; Mammalia; Rodentia; Bathyergidae.
AUGGGAGUGAAGCGGAUCCUGCAGGGCUGGGGCACUUUGUUCAGCUUCUUGGCCAACGUCUUCACCAUCCUGUCCAUCGUAACCAACUACUGGAUCCAGCGGGAGAAGGGGCACAGUGGCCUGUGGCUGGAGUGUACCCAGGGCCUGUGCUCCAACAUCCCCUGCCAGACCACAAUCUCCUUGGCUGGGGCGUGCAUGGUGCUGGCCAGCGGCAUCAGUGUGGUGGCCACGAUGAUGGGGUUGCGGAUUCUGUGUCGGGAGGACGAGUCGUUGAGAGGCCAGACUACAAGCGCCUUGCUCUUCGUCAGCGGGCUGCUGCUGAUCACGGCGCUGACCAGCUACACCGCGGGGAGUGAGAGGAAGGACGACGGCUUCUUCUCCUGGUCCUAUGUUUCAGGGUGGCUGGCUUUACCCUUCUCUGUUCUCGCGGGCUGCUGCCUCCUGCUGGCGGACAUGAUCCUGCAGAGCACGGAGGCCAUCGUUCCUUGCCACGCCCCCUUCUCCGAGGCCUCGCGUCCCGCCUCUCUCCCCCGGCUCCACUUUCCAUUGGCCUUCCGCCCCUGCCACACCUCUUCCCUUUUCUUCCUUCUGAUUGGUUACGUGGGCGGGGAAACAGUCUCUGCGAUAGUUGACUGGCUGGUCGCGCGGUGCGCAGGCGCAGACACCCGGGCGGGGCGUGCAGACCGGCCGGAGUAA